AUGUCUAAGAGACUGUCAAUCAGUGAUCAGCCGCAGGGGACUCAAAUUCAGGAUGAAACUAUUCAAAAACGGUAUAGGGGUAUACUGAAACAAUCAUCCAGCCAAAAUAUGGAUUUGACUGGUUCCUUUCAUGUUACGGAAAUAAACAACGACUCAAACGAGGCGUUUACUCAACCCAUUAAUCGUAGCGAUUCACUUCCUAUUGAUCGAGAGAACAAUACUACCUCCAAAAUCAGUAUGAUUUCCUCGCUGAAUAGACCUGAUAGAAGGGUUUCUUUUGCACCUGAUGUGACACUUCACAGUUUCAAUUUAGUAACUGCAAAGCGGACUCCCAAAGAUGAGAAGUCUACCAGUAACUUAGUAAAGGUUGAGAAAAACUCUACUGCUAGUCUAGACGAUAGCAUAGAAAGAAAAGACUAUGAUGGGGAAGAAAUGUCCAUGGACUUGACACAACCAACUGAAAACAUUGUGAAAGCAAAGCUCGGUUCGGAAACCGCACAAGAAUUCCAAAACUCACACACUUCUCAACUCGAAAACAGGAUGGAGCUAACAGAAGUAUUCAGGGCAGAUGAACUGUCUCAACCUGUCGGAGAAAGUAUGGAUUUUACUGAGAGACAAGAGAAAUUAUCUCCAAUCAUUUUACCAUUUGUAGAUAGAAAAGAGUAUGACACCUUUAAUGAGCAAGAUGCUACAAUGGAUCUGACUGACAUGCACCUACCUCAGACAGCCCAGAGUACACAACAUAGCGAUACAAAACUGGAGAACAGAGAAUUCACUGAAGUACAAAUUAACCGAAAUGGCGAAAUACAACAACAGGAAGAGUCAAACAAUAAUGGUCAAAAAGUGCUAGACACCGAUGAUCAGAUUGAACUUGCAGCUAUGGAACUGACACAAAUAAGGAAAGAUGGAUCUUUCUCACAGAAGUCCUCCUUUGAAGAAAGUCAGGGAGAAGAAAUGGAUUUGACAGAGAACAUCCAGAAACCUUACCAAUACUCACUUGAUAAUGAGCAAACCAAAAAACAAUCAGCUAAUAAUAUGGGGCCGCCACUGGAACCUGAGGAAAAUAUGACGAUGGAACUAACUAGCGUCCAACGGGAUCACACACCACCAGGCAAGAGAAGGAAAUUGACAAAAGAUGCAAACAGUAGUGAAGCUAUCAGCAAUGCUGAGAAAAUGUCGCCCAUACGAUCAUUAGAAAUUCAGCAGAAAUCACUAAGUCCAUCGUAUUCACUUAGAGAGUUUAUCGAGGGUAUUGGAGACGGCUUCUUACCAAAAAUCUCACUAUUGCAAAAGAAUCCAAAAAAGAUAACCUUUUCAUAUACAAAGCCAUUGAAAGGGCCAGAACCCGCCGUAGAAAAAGUGUACGCUACACUCCAAUAUGAACUACCGGUAUUGCAAUUGAAAAAUUUCAUUGCGCUGGAGUUACUACGAAGGAACAACCAAUCCAACCUUGAUUUCAUGAACUUACAAGAACAAAUUAAAUCAUCAUCUUCCCCUCCUCUGCUUUUGAAAGAGUACUACGAGUCUUCGACAGAUAUACAAGAAGCCAUGAACCAACAAUUGCAGAUAUUGAAAGGCUACUCGACAUUGGUGGCCAAAAAAAACUGGUGUAAAUGGCAGAUAUCUCAGCUGGAACGAAUUAAGGAAGUCUUGAAGGAAAAUGUGGCAGCGUUAGAUCAAAAAGUUCAAACGAUAAGUUCUAAACUAUCGACAUGCAGGGAUAUUGCCCAAAAAACAGAAAGAAUCAAAGACUGGAUUAAACAGGAUAUUUUGCUGUUGAAGGACCCUCCUGAGAUUCAUGCAAGCAAUACGGAUUCCUUGAAGAGAAAGGUUAAGCUGGAAUCAAUGAAACGUUACUUGGCGGUGCAAAAACUGACUGUUGAAAAACUUCCUGUUUUGAUAAAGGAGAAUGAGGAGCUGAAGACCCGAUUAAAAGAAAGCAAAGAGAAGCUGGUAGAAUUAGAAAAGAUAACCCGUGAACAAUCAGUCGACAAGGGUGAGGAAAAAAUAAAACAGUUACAAAAUAAGCUUGAUUUUGUUAAGAUGGUUACUGGGAUACACCUGAUUGGAGUAGAUCAAACAACUUUGAUAGCGCGCUUCGACACCAUACCUGGGAUUGAGUUCACCUUCAACACCAAUGUCAAAUGUGAUCGACUCAUGGAUUUGAACCAAGAUAGUCUCGUACUUGGAUCGUUUUCACGUUUUUUGAUGGAACAUCUGGUUUUCAGUCGGUUCAGUAGCGAUGUCAAGGUUGGCGAUGUUCUCUCGGACAUAUUAUUGAGAAUCAGAAAAACGGGUUACAUUUUACGGCAGUACCGUAUGUUGAGUCUGUUGUUCAUAACCCACUGUAAUGUUUCUGAAGAGAAUAAUCCUGACACGGAGACAACAAUAGAAUUGAAAGACUUCGAUCUGGAGGCUAAUUCCAAGAUCGUUUACAUUCUCUCUUUCUCUCAGUUUUUGAGAAUGAUACGGCACGGGUGUGAUGAUAAACUUGGUAUAAGUAUAUCGGCAAAGUCUAAUAACAAUAACCUGACUGCACAGGGUGCAGCCGGUCGGAUCUGUGAGAGAACGGCUAAUAUUUGGCCAUGGCUAAUGGAGAAGAAUAUCACAGUUCAAAUUCGAUAG
Huiozyma naganishii CBS 8797 is the source of this 2625-nucleotide messenger RNA. RefSeq names its product kinetochore-microtubule binding complex subunit SPC105 (gene SPC105). The record is from RefSeq and is a predicted model, not a curated record. Lineage: Eukaryota; Fungi; Ascomycota; Saccharomycetes; Saccharomycetales; Saccharomycetaceae. Gene Ontology annotation, biological process: mitotic sister chromatid biorientation; mitotic spindle assembly checkpoint signaling; protein localization to kinetochore. The coding region runs from base 1 to 2625 and encodes 874 amino acids. The transcript has a single exon.